This is a messenger RNA of Rhopilema esculentum, 7337 nucleotides long. RefSeq lists its product as uncharacterized. The record is from RefSeq and is a predicted model, not a curated record. Gene Ontology annotation, cellular component: adherens junction; plasma membrane; cytoplasm. NCBI's taxonomy places the organism in Eukaryota, Metazoa, Cnidaria, Scyphozoa, Rhizostomeae, Rhizostomatidae. Gene Ontology annotation, biological process: cell-cell adhesion. Gene Ontology annotation, molecular function: protein binding.
UGUCACGCAAAGUAGUUAGAACAACUUUCUUGGAGUCAUAGUCCAAUCUGUUUUGCAACAGCUUUCUAUAAGUCAGAAAGCAUCAUCUAGAUUCAAGGCGCAAUCAAACUGUUUUCAGUAGCCUGUUUUUUACCGUAAAAAUGUCCACACCUUUUCUUUAUAAGAAUACACUCUUUUUUAUAAGAACCAGUAAGUUUAAGUUCAGGCUGACUGUUCUUAAUUUUUUCGAAAAUCUGAGGCUGGAUUGUGCUUGAUUUUUUCUUAAAUUAAGAGGGUGUAAGCAGUGCGAUUGCUACCUUUUCGUUCUGGGGAGGUGUUCAGGCCUCAUUUGCCAACAAAGUGAGUGAGACAGCAUUAAUUUGCUGAAAAAUUUGAAUAUUCACCGAAAAAGCACCCACACAUCGCUAAAAAUCCUCGAUUUUGAGAAAAAACGUUGUUCAAAGUUGCAUUUUGCAGAAGCUCAGCCUCAGCUUGUUCUUAAUUUGUUCUUAAAUUUUGACCAGUUUUGAGGCUCGUGUUCUUAUAAAAUUGUUCUUAUAAAAAAAGAGUGUAUUGUUUGUAAGAAAAUUCAGGCUCAGAAUCAUCCAAGUUUUUAAAAUAUUUUAAGAAUACUGCUCAGCCUCUGCCCGCUCGCAUUUUUGUGUCUAAUUUGUCAGCAGCUGCCUGUUUAGUGAUAUUCACAACCGGGAAUCGUAAAACUGACAUAUAUGGCUUUUCAAAAAGCGUGUUUUUUCAAGAGCGGGCAAUGCUCCCCUAAGACCAUAUCAGAUGAAAAAAAUAAGAAUACUUUAAGAAUGUAUUCAGGCUCAAAACGAAAUUUCUUAAGAAUAUCGAGGUUGAAAAAUUUUAUAGUAUUCUUAAAAAAAAGGAGGGUAAAUGCCGUCGAUCUAAUGAAGUUAACAUUUGCACACAUACAUCCAAUAAUGGAACUUAUUUUUUAUAAGUUCUACUAUUUUAUCUUGCACACAUCUACUGCCAAUAUUAAUAAUAGGAAGGAACAAAACAUUGACCAGACACAUAUUUAGACGUCUUUCGGUUUAAGGACUGUUUAAUUUCGUCAUUGCGAUGCCUUGACAUUUCAUGGUCCGAGUUUGCCGAUCUUUUUUUUCAGUUGACUUUAGUGGACCGGACUUGGCUAAGUUGACGACCAGAUGCGGCUGCAGUUGUUGCCUUGAGCAUGAGCCCACUCCCUGGAAGAUAUUAGAUUUGAUAUUAGUCUUAGGCCAUGCCAAUACAAUUCGAACGAUGUCUUCCCAUAGCUAACGUUCGAAGCUUAAAGUCUAGAAUCCUAAGUAAUAUGAGUGAUUUGCUGUUUAGGUUAAGGCAAAUUUCAACAAUAAUUAGAGAUUAAUGAGUAAGCAAUCAGAUGAAUGUAAUUGAAUAUGACAAAAGCAUCAAAUUAAUAAUCAACCAAUCAUAAGCAGUUAUGUACAAUAAAUCUCAGAAAAAAAUUGGAUUCUGAAAAUAAAACCUAUCACAAAAUGAUCACCUGACCACGACAGUUUUCAAGAGUUAAACGCCUAUUUGGCUUUACAAUCUCGUGUAAUCCGAGCAUGUUUUUAUUCUGCGAAUUUCAUUGCAAAAAUGCGUCCCUGUAAUAUGACAGUCUGAAAUCUGUUCAAGCAAUACAAACAUCACUCAAUUUUAAUGCGAAAUAUUUAAAAACAAUAGAUUUUGGAGCAAUGGGGGACACCUGGGGUGAGGGGGACGGUUGCUCUUCAAUGCUUUGGAGGACAAUGCUCUUUUGUUCUAGAACAAUGUGGAAAUGUGUCAACAUCUUAUUAAAACAAUAGGCUUGCCCCCCUAAUAUUUGACCAAGUGUCAGCCCCUAUUUCGGAGCUGCUACUUUUAUGGCGAGUUGGAAUUUCUUAUUGAAUUUUGAAGUUUAAGAUUUCGCGUUGAAACUAAACCUGCAGUUGCAGUAUUGUUCAAUUUUUUCACAUAAAAACCUCGACAAUGAGAUGAAAUGUUUUUUGAAAAGAUUUUUUGGAAUAUGUUUAUGAGACAGGCAGUAAGAGUGUCAAAUCAGCUGUCGGAUAAGAAUUGGGAGUCAACUACUGAUCUCCGACCCACCAUUUUUCUUUCUUCGGCCUAAGUAAAUAAAGUAUGACCGAUCCAUGCUGAUCCAAAUGCUAAGGCUGUAAGUCAUGGAUUUCAAUGUAUGCAGACACGAUUAGUGUCGACAUCGUUUUAAUUUUAAUGUUCGUUACUUUUUGUUCGAAUUCGCGCCCUGUUGUUUGGCACAUUAAAACCAAGGCCGUCAUCGGUGGCAGUUGCACGCAGCUGUGCUGCUUGGGUUGUUUUGUGACACUUUGCAUCAGAUUGUGCCACGAUAGAAAAGACGAAUGGAAGAUCAAGUUGACAAAUGGCCAAAAAUCAAGGCCUAGCCACUGGCUCCAGCGUCUCAACUGAGGCCUUUCGACUUCUCCAACUGCUAUCAUCAUCGGGAUUUUCAACAAAAUGGCGCCUUUCGAACUGGAAUGGAAUGGUCACUCUUUUACUUGUGUGGGGAAAGAAAAAGAAAUCUCGCAAAAUUUCAAAUAGAGUCUGGUCAAGUCGAAAAAAAACUACACGAAAACGAAGAUCGUUGAGUAAACAGCGAUCUUGUGAAUUUAGUUUUGCAGAAAGAAACAGUGCAGGUUCCAGCUUACUCAGCAGCCCAGUUUAUAGUGAAUUUUCUAGCGACGAUCUCUACCCCAUCACUAGCAUACGGCAUGAAAGCGAAAGGAGUGUUUAUAAAGAACCUAUAUCUAGUGAUAGUGUCUUUUCUGUUGAGUCUUUAAAACGCCAGCGAGAAGGCUUCAAAUUCUACAACAGAAUGUCUAGCCAGGAUUUAUCAGCCGAGGAAGUAUUUCUUUAUGACUCACUUAAGCGCAGAAAAAGAAACCUUGUUAAUCAAGAUAGUCUAAGCUCUGCUCGUUCAAGGGAAGGUUCAUUUAAGACGAGGUCCAUGUCUGCGGAUGAGGCAUUGCUGAACGGUCCCUCUAGACGAGAACGGGCCAUGACGCAUACCGGGAUUGGAUCGAGGGAUGAAGCCAUUGCAGAGGAGGUGACCGUGCGAAGAACUGAGAAGUCGAAGACUGUCCAAGGAAAUGAUAUGCAUGACCCUGCGAGGCCAUACGUGCAAAGGCAACCAAUGGCGCGUGUUGUUGAAGAGAUUGAAAGUGAAAGGAAUGGAACAGUCCGUUAUCACGAUAGCAAGAUUGAAACUAAGGAGCAACUCAAGCAGUUUAGUGACGAGCAACUAAUGUACGAGUCACUGAGGAGGAAAAAGGAACAGAUCAGGCGCCAGUAUGACGUUGCCAAGAGGGAGGAGCAUUUAAUAGCAAGACGUGAUCUUCGCCAAGAAAAUGGCAAUUUUUACGAAGAGCGUGAGAUAAGAGAGCAUUAUCAUGCUGGAAACGUGGCAUAUACUGGCGGAAAAAUGCACAUUAAUGAAAACCACGGUUUUAGGCAAACAUUAAGUGAGAAUUCGACGGAAAAUAAAGUGCUCGUCAACAAAGAAAUAGGGUAUACCGGAGCACGUUCGCCAACGCGGCAGGACGAGUCUUGGAAGAAUGCGCCUGAGUAUUCAGACUUUGUAUCAGGUGAUCACACUGAUGCUUCAGCCUACAGUCGAGAGGGAAGCGUUCAUGAGAGCUUUACCAGAGAAAGUAGCAUUCGCGAAGGCAGUGUUCGGGGCGAAGGAAGUGCAAGAGGCGAAGGAAGUGUAAGAGGCGAAGGUAGCGUUCGUGGUGAGGGUAGCGUUACAGAGGAGGUCAUGGUCCGAUCUCUCUCCAGAGGCAGUUCUGCUCGCUCAACCGGCUCCAAGCCUCCAGCUGAUCGCCCACCAGCCUAUGGCACAAGGGCAACAUCCUCUGCGUCUAGCAACGCUGGCUAUGUCGUGGAAGAGACAGUUACAACAAAAUCGACAUCACAGGUCGAGAGUUCCGUGGGCGAGGGUGCAUUCCAAGCAGAAAGUGCGGCAGUUGCCUCUGUCGUCAACGCAAGUUAUGAUGAAGAUGAGAAAAAAGCAAGACAUGAGUACGAAAUAGACCUCUUGGAUUUGUCAAUGUUCCUGAAAACGGAAGACACCCACCUACUAGCCAAUGCAGCUGGGUACAUUCAGCAUCUGUGUUACAAAGAUGACAACAUCAAAAUCAAAAUUCGAGAACUCGAUAUAAUUCCCCUACUCGUGAAACUAUUGUCACACCCAAAUGAAGAUUGCCACAGAUGCGCGGCUGGUGCUUUGAGAAACCUGUCCUAUGGAAAAUAUCUUGACGAUAACAAGGCCGCCAUCCAAGAAUGCGGUGGUAUAUCUGCUUGCGUGAAGCUCCUCUACGCAUCAAACAGCCUCGAAGUUCAUGAAUAUGUAACAGGAAUAUUGUACAACCUCUCCUCCGCAGUGCAUUGCAGAGCGGAGCUUCUCGAGGAAUCAGUAAAAGCUGUGUCUGUCCUGCUCGUCAUUCCAUUAUCAGGCUGGGAGCGGUCGCUGUACCUGGAAGGAAAGCUUCCAACAACGGUCAUGUGGUCGACUGUUCUGCGCAACGCUGUCGGUGUUCUGCGCAACACAUCAGCAGCUGGUAUGGAAGCGAGGCAACAGUUACGUCGUCAAGAGGGCCUAGUUGAUUCAUUGAUCUGGAUGUUGCGUGCCGCACUGGCAUCAAACAACAAAAGCGAUAUUAAUAAUAAGGUUAUAGAAAACAUCAUUUGCACCCUUCGAAAUCUUUCGUAUAAAAUUGAUCAAGAAAUCGACCGCGAAGCUCAUGCUGACGCCAUCAAGGUCGAAGACAAAGUAGAUGCUCCUACUGCCGUUUCUGAUAAGUCUGACUCGCCUUCAAAAGGAGGCGAGGGGCGCAUCCCUGGCGAUGCUGUUGGAAGUGGCUGCUUAUUUAUGAAAAAGAAACCCACCAGGUUGAGCCGGAAAUACCGUAAAAAGGCACAGGAGGACCCGACCCCUGUUGCACCAGUUGAGCAGAAAAGAUACUUGCGGCCACAGAGGAGUGGUCCCCCGCUUGGUGUAGAGCUAUUGUGGGUCCCUGAGACAGUUGAUUUGUAUAUUGAGGUUUUGAAGCGGUCAACCAAUCCGAUCACACUCGAGGCUUCGGCUGGAGCAAUUCACAAUUUACUCGCCUGUUCGUGGAAUUGGGCAUCGCUGCUACGAACGCACGUGAGGAAACAGGAUGGCUUGCGCCCAGUCUUCGAACUGCUGACGGUAGAGCAGGAAUAUGUCGUAAGGGCAGUGGCCCUUGUGCUAAGAAACCUCGCCCUUGAAGAUAAGAAUAAAGAGGUUAUUGGCAAAUAUGCCAUGCAAGAACUGCUUGCUGUGCUACCAACGCCGAGUAGCCCAGAAGGAGAAGAGGAACCAUCAGAAUACACAAUAUGUGGCAUCCUUGGAACGCUUCAAGUUGUCACUCACUUAUCUUAUGACAAUUGCAAGCAACUGACUGAUCACGGUGGCAUCAAAAGGAUCGUUUCAUUGACAAGAGAGAAGGAUCCUAAACAAGAGAAGCAGUUAAGAACAUAUUCACAAAGAGUUGUUCUUGAUGCCAAUAGAGUCCUUAUGCAAGUUUGGCAUUACAAACAGUUUCAAGAAGCGAUUAAGAAAGAGUUAUGGUCACACAGUAAAGCUUCGGACGAAGAAAAAGCUUACAAAACAGCCACACUGAAGCAACCGAAGAAACCAAAGCGAGACACCUUUGCUGAAAUGGAGGAAAAACAGCAGGAUAUUCCCUUGCGGCGUGAUUCAAGGAGGUUUGUUAUGGUGGAAGAGAACGAGGCUGACAGCGAUGGUUACCAACCAGUACCGUUGUCAGGCAAGGCGGAGAGAGACGAAAAACCUCCUACGGAGGAGUAUGAAAUGAAGAGCAGGCCACCUGCGUACAGUGCUAGUGAAGACGAGCCAUUGAUGCCUGGUACAGAUCCAAAGAAAUCCAAAGCUAAGAAAGAGAAGAAACCUAAAAAGGGCAGCGCGAGCAAGGACGAUGAUGAGGAGGAUGGAAGUGUCGAAGGAGAAACCACGCCGCUUUAUUCAAACCCGGUUUACAAAAGUAGAAAAGAACGGGACGACGAUAAGAUCCAGCUUCAGGACGAAUCUAAAGCAGACUCUUGGGUCUGAAAUUUGGUGAUGUAGUUUAUUUGUAGUCUUUAAAAUGAUUCGCUUUCGUUUUCCAUCUUGAGAAAUGAUACAGCACAUCCCAUGCCACUUUGUACGUAGGUGGCUGCGCAGGAGUUUAUUUGGUUUCGUUGAAGCGUCCAUUGUUAAAACUGAUGCAAGAAGCCUUCCCAUUUAAAUAGCCAAUGCCUGGAUUUGUAAUAUGUGUUCGAAGAUGUUAAAUUUAGAUAGGCUUCAUGUGAGGUUGCGUCAAAAUGGCGGAGUUGUUGACAACUUCAUGAACAGGCUAACUUGGUCUAGGUUUAGGGACGCAACAAGAGUGGAGAAUUCGAAAUGAAAAACCAACUUUAUGGGGACAGUUGUUGUUUUGAUAUAAGUUCUAGUUGACAUACAGAGUUAUGCAGCUUUUUAUAUUUUGCUUCUUAUUUUUGCAUUAUUUGUUCAUGCAGAGGCCAAAAUAGAAGGGCGUCAUCCCAAGCCAAAAUAGGGGAAGAUUGUCGAUAUGCGGAAUUGAGAUUAAAAGUCCACGAUUUCAGAGCACAAUCCCCGGUUGUCAUUUAGACAAGCUGAUUUACCUCCAUGCCGUUCACUGCUAGUCCCAUACAAACGGCGCUGAUUAGCCGUGGAAUGUUAGUCCCAAUUUUCUAGCGAUGCUUCUCCGCUCAAAUUAGCCAAGUGCCCCCCCGUGACUGUAUUUAUGCAACGGAAAUGGUAUUAUAUAUGUUUUCUACAUGUAUAAUUUUGCAAACGUUUUUUCAGUGUCAGUCUUAUGACAUGCAUAGUAGAUAAAACUUAGACGUACAAGUGAACUUGACAUGUUUUAUUUACGAUUUUUCAUACCAUCUGUACCAAGUAAUGUUUGUUUUAAGGUUGUUUUUAAACAUCGCCUUUUGCUUAUUUUGUCAUGAUAGAUAAUUAGAAUCUUGCAUAAAGUCUUGAGAGAUUCUGUGCAUACAAAUUCCAAAAUGCACUUCAAUUCCAACCACGUCCAAUUCCCUUGUAAACUAGCAUAAAUCUUUUACUACGUCUCUUGCAGAAGGAAAUCUCGUAUUGAUGUGUAAGUUUUAUUUGCUGUAGCUUUAUGUUGAUUUUAGUGAGAUAACCCAGCCUAAUCUGGCUUACACGAACACGGAUCCGUGUCAUCGAUCGUGCAGAUAGAUGUAUUUGUAACAGUCAUAUUUAAAUUGAACUUAAUUAAAUGCAGAACAGUUAACUGUUGAUAUUUUGCAAUAGUCCAGAACGA